Messenger RNA from Passer domesticus (house sparrow), 5394 nucleotides. It is a transcript of the gene EXT2, whose product is annotated as exostosin glycosyltransferase 2. Gene Ontology annotation, molecular function: glycosyltransferase activity. The coding region runs from base 613 to 2769 and encodes 718 amino acids. The transcript has 15 exons. The record is from RefSeq and is a predicted model, not a curated record. Gene Ontology annotation, cellular component: membrane. Lineage: Eukaryota; Metazoa; Chordata; Aves; Passeriformes; Passeridae.
UGAGGCAUUGGUGUUCCAGCCGCGCUCGGGGCUGGACGGAGCUGCCGAGUGACUGAAGCGCUCGCUGCAGAGUGUCAUCACAUAGCUGGUUCUGGUGCUGUGGCAGGAAGGAGGAAUAAAGGACGUGGUUUACAGUCGGAAGCAUGAGAUUUUAGAAGCUUCCUCCAGAGUCAGAUUGUGGACAUAAAUUGAUGGGAAGAGCCGAUAAAAUUGGAGUGUUUUUUAGCAUCUGAGAUUAUUUUAGUGCUACUGUGUGUGUAGUGGGACCUAUGAAGCCUCGCGACUUCUGCAGCGUCUGAGAUUUCCUCUCCCUCUCUCUGUGCCUUUUUCUGGCUUGUGGUUGUUAAUUGGCCCACAUGGUUUCAUUACAGCCAGGCCCAGCAGAUCAGCCUCAGUUGGGGCCUGCCGAGUGGCAGACCCGGUUGGCAUCCUGCGUUCCAGUGGGACUCAUGAGCAUCUAAGAAAGCCUACUACAAUCUGCUGAGGCAAAGACUCUUUCCUGAAAGGAGUAACUGCGUGUUUCCUGCAUUGUGAUAACUGUGUAUCUCCUGUAGAGUUCAUCCUAAAACCUCUCUCUCUAUUUUGUAGUGACAAGAGAUAAUUGGUGCCAUUAUGUGUGCCUCGGCCAAAUAUAACACCCGGGGUCCAGCCCUCAUCCCAAGGAUGAAAACCAAGCAUCGCAUCUAUUACAUCACUCUCUUUUCCAUAGUUCUGCUUGGCCUAAUUGCCACAGGAAUGUUCCAGUUCUGGCCUCACUCCAUUGAAUCAUCCAGCGACUGGACGGUUGAAAAGCGCAGCGUCCAUGAUGUGCCUGUGGUCAAGCUGCCUGCUGAUAGCCCCAUUCCUGAGCGGGGAGACCUCAGCUGCAGGAUGCACACCUGCUUCGAUGUCUAUAGAUGUGGCUUCAAUCCCAAGAACAAAAUCAAGGUGUACAUCUAUUCACUGAAAAAGUAUGUGGAUGAAUAUGGGACGUUGGUGAGCAACACCAUUUCCAGGGAGUACAAUGAGCUGCUGACAGCCAUCUCUGACAGUGAAUUCUACACGGACGAUGUCAACCGGGCCUGUCUUUUUGUGCCAUCCAUAGAUGUCCUCAAUCAGAACGCCCUCCGUAUCAAAGAGACAGCUCAGGCUUUGGCACAGUUAUCCAGGUGGGAUCGAGGCACAAAUCAUUUGCUCUUCAAUAUGCUGCCUGGAGGGCCACCAGAUUAUAACACUGCCCUGGAUGUUCCUAGAGAUAGAGCUCUGUUGGCUGGUGGAGGCUUUUCCACUUGGACUUACCGGCAAGGCUACGAUGUCAGUAUUCCUGUUUACAGCCCAUUGUCAGGAGAAGUAGAUUUGCCAGAAAGAGGACCAGGCCCUCGCAGGUAUUUCAUUCUGUCAUCUCAGAUGGCUCUGCACCCAGAAUACCGCUUGGAGUUGGAGGCUCUUCAGGCUGAGAAUGGGGAGUCAGUGCUGGUCCUGGACAAAUGUUCAAACCUGUCAGAUGGAGUCCCUGCUGUUCGCAAACGCUGCUACAAGAAUCAAGUCUUUGAUUAUCCUCAGGUGCUUCAGGAGUCUACGUUCUGUGUUGUUCUACGUGGAGCCCGCCUGGGACAGGCUGUGCUGAGUGAUGUUCUUCAAGCUGGCUGUGUCCCAGUCAUCAUUGCUGACUCCUACAUUUUACCUUUCUCUGAGGUUCUGGACUGGAAGAGAGCUUCUGUUGUCAUCCCUGAAGAGAAGAUGCCUGAAAUGUACAGCAUUCUGCAAAGUAUCCCCCAGCGACAGAUUGAAGAGAUGCAAAGACAGGCAAGGUGGUUCUGGGAAGCAUAUUUUCGAUCGAUGAAAGCAAUUGCUCUCGCUACUCUUCAGAUUAUCAAUGAUAGAAUUUACCCAUAUGCUGCCAUUUCUUAUGAAGAAUGGAAUGAUCCCCCAGCUGUGAAAUGGAGCAGUGUGAGCAACCCACUCUUCCUUCCACUGAUCCCACCUCAGUCCCAGGGUUUCACAGCUGUGGUUCUGACCUAUGACCGAGUGGAGAGCCUUUUCCGAGUUAUCACGGAGGUGUCGAAAGUGCCCAGUCUAUCCAAAUUGUUGGUAGUCUGGAACAACCAGAAUAAGAAUCCACCAGAAGAUUCCCUCUGGCCAAAGAUUCGUGUUCCCCUGAAAGUUGUUAGGACUGCAGAAAACAAACUUAGCAACCGCUUCUUCCCUUAUGAUGAGAUUGAAACGGAAGCAGUGCUGGCUAUUGAUGAUGAUAUCAUUAUGCUAACCUCAGAUGAACUCCAGUUUGGCUAUGAGGUCUGGCGUGAGUUCCCUGACAGGUUGGUUGGAUAUCCAGGUCGCCUGCAUCUUUGGGACCACGAGAUGAACAAAUGGAAAUAUGAAUCAGAAUGGACCAAUGAAGUCUCCAUGGUGCUCACUGGGGCAGCCUUUUAUCACAAGUAUUUCAACUAUCUUUACACCUAUAAGAUGCCUGGAGACAUCAAGAAUUGGGUGGAUGCUCAUAUGAAUUGUGAAGAUAUUGCCAUGAAUUUUCUAGUAGCAAAUGUCACUGGCAAAUCAGUCAUUAAGGUGACCCCACGAAAGAAGUUCAAAUGUCCAGAAUGUACAGCAAUUGAUGGGUUAUCACUGGACCAGACACACAUGGUGGAAAGAUCUGAAUGCAUCAAUAAGUUUGCCUCUGUCUUUGGGACCAUGCCUCUCAAAGUGGUGGAGCAUCGUGCUGACCCCGUCCUGUACAAAGAUGACUUUCCUGAGAAACUGAAGAGCUUUCCCAAUAUCGGCAGCUUGUAAAGAGUGAGACAAACCUCCGUGAGGAAAACAACAGCUAAAAAGGUGCUAUGAGGACUAUAAGGCCCUGAAGACAAAACUUGCUAGAGAGUGGGUUGCAUCUGAGGGAGAUGGGAAUUAAUGUUGUUCUCUUCCUUUUACAUUGCACAAAGUUGUAAUUGAAAGCUGAACUGCUCCUCUGUUGCUCACAGAGAGUCAAAUCUAUUUGCGGGUUCUCCAAAAAAUGUCAAACACACGCUUUUGUCCAGAGGAGGCUAUGCACCUGGAAGAAUAAAACAGAAUCCUGCUCUCUGUGGCCUGACUGGCAUGACUGACCUCUUCUAUCAAAUGUGCUGCAGGCUCUCUGGUUAGUGAGCAUCCAUCCAUUCAAACAACUGUCUGCCAUGUAGAGCUGUUCUCUUUUGGGAGGAGUUAAUUUCCUGUGUGGCUGGUGGGCCUCUGUCUUUUGAGCUUUAACUGUUGUCUUAAGUAACUGUGUUACAAAUAUUUUCACCUGUAAUAUGAGACAAAUGUUUAUUUUUCUACAACACACAAACAAAAAUCUGUCUGUUUUCAUCUAGUUUAAAGAGAAAAGCAAAAUUUGUGUUACUUAAAUUAUUUUGAUGGAGAUGGAGACACAGCAUCUCAUAGGACACUGUCCUUCAAAGCAGAGACCUGCAGGACAGAACUGCAAUUGCUGCACUUCCUGUGUAAAUCUCAGGUUUUCUGCUGCACUCAUGCAAAAGACUCUGACUGUCUAUCAGAACUAGUUGUAUAAUACAGAAAAUUAUUUGUCUUUAGUCUUCUUAUAUUUUUUAUCUUCAUUAUAAAACCAGCAGUCAGGUUACUCUUUUACAUUGUAGCCAUCCAUAGGGAUGAAGUGUGAAAUAAGUUUUUCAUGUCUGAAUCCUCUUCAACAAGCAGUGUACUAAUUUGUAAGACACUAUAUUUGCAGAAAUUCCCAGUUCCAGCUUCUAUGUACAGGCACAUGUGUAUGUGUAAGACACUGUUAAUGCACACUUCCAAACUCCUGUAAGUUACCAUUGUUGGAAAAACUAUUGUGUCUUUGCUUGUAAUUUAAGGAACCCAUUGCCACAGGCUGAAACAUACAGCUUAGGAGGUCUUUUGGAGAAGAUUUACAUUUCUUGGGAGCAUUUGAAUUGUUUCUCCAUACUGAAAUGAACCUGAAUGAGAAAAAGAAAUGCAAUAAAAUUAGAAGUACGGUUGCCUGGACUGUUACUCUUGCCCUUCAGUGUUAACGAGGGUCCUAAGUUGGGCUGAGAAUGCAAUCUCUUUUCUAGCUCCACUGAUAAAAUACUUGUUACUAGAUAAGUGUGAUUUCACUGUCUUUUGAAACCUCUGUUGCUGCUGGUUACAGACACAUCCUACUUGAUGGGCUGUUUUUCUGUUACAGUGCAAGCAGCCUUAUUCUUCAGAUUUGCCAAACCCCAAACAAUAGGACAAGUGUUAGACAUCAUGGUUCACCCCCUCUCCUAAACUGGAUACGCAGCAAUGACAGAAACCAAAUGAAAGUCAGGCUAGAAACAGGAAACAUCUGCUCCUAUUUGUCUCACCCCCACUAAGACUUAUCUUAUUGCCCAAUGCAGUGGAUGUGCUGUGAAUAAAAAUCAUAUUGGAACAAUAGCUUUGAGGGGAUGCUUCACUUCAUAACCUCCCUGGGAUGUGCCUGUAAACUGUAUCAUCUGACUCUCUGGGAGUGUUUAAUUACUAGUAAAUGUUCUUUGCUGCACUCUUUGUUUCAUUCCUGAGUUGCUAUGGGAGCUAAAAGGAUAGCUGUUGCAGUGACAACUGCUGUCUGCACAGUGGCUAUCACAAGAGAGAGGAAGGUUUGUUACUCAUUAUAUCUCCUUUGCAGCCUUUCAGGUUUAUUAACAUGAAGCUUCUUUUUGACUCUUCCUGUUGAUUUAUGUGCUGGUGCUUGAGCAUCAGCAUAUUUCCCUGGAGGAGUUUGCUUUAAAAGGGUAGCUGUAACAGUGCAGUAGUCAGUUUUAGCUGUCCUUUUGGAGCUGAUCUCAGCUUGGCAGGCCCUAGCAGUAUAACUGAGUUAUAACACCUUCCUUACAGAGUUGUGAAGCUGCUGUGAUUUUUUGAUUCUUUCUCAGUAAGCCAGUAAAGGUUCAUUUUGCACAGUCAUAAAAGACACUGAGGACUUGAAAUACUUGGUUGAAUAUUUUUAGAUGUAGACAGCCAAACCAGUCCUGCUAAACUGAGGUAUUAUCUCCAGUCAGUAAAAGGGUAACAUGUCCUUGUGUCUGUAUCCAGGAGCAUCUGAGUAGUUUCCCCUUGCACAAAAUGUCCAGUGACCCCUAACUAUUAUGUUUAUCCUUUGGCCUUUUACAGUUGCUUUUAUAGAGCUAGCUCAUUUACAACCCCAUUUGUCCCUGUUUAGUGCAAUUGGGAAAAUUGGGCAAUUGACCAUAAAGAAAAAUUGUAAAAUUGCCUACUUGCUCUCUGCAUUUAUUAUUGUGAUGCUAUUGAUGCAAAUUCUGUAAAGGUAAGAUGUAAUUGUAUGUCUGAUUUACAAUGGGAGUUUUGUCAAUCUUUAAAUUAAGGUAAUUUUAAACUUUUCAUUGUAUAUAUGAUAUUAAAAAAGCUUGAUAAUUGUAUAUUAAAAAUUAAAUCACAUGA